UAGACUUUUAUGACGUUCUUUUUUUCCGCGAAUUUACAAAAACACGAUUGCUGCACCUAAUUUCGUCCUGCCAGAAAUAUUGGUCGAUCAUAAGAGUGCAAUGAAUGGAUCUGCCAGUGUUAAUGGAGAGACAGAAAAUCGAGACAAAGUUGUCAUUCUAGAUGCAGGAGCACAGUAUGGAAAGGUUAUAGAUAGACGAGUGAGAGAACAGAAUAUAGAAUCAGAUGUUCUGCCUUUAGAUACACCAGCUUUUACAAUCAAGGAAAAGGGAUACAGAGCUAUUAUAAUAUCAGGUGGCCCUAGUUCUGUAUAUGCAGAAGAUGCUCCAAGAUAUGAUCCAGACAUAUUCAGGUGUGGACUACCAGUCCUGGGUAUAUGUUAUGGGAUGCAGAUGUUAAACAAAGAAUUUAAUGGUACUGUGAAAAAGAAAGAGGCCAGGGAAGAUGGCCAGUUCACAAUCACCGUAGAUACUAAAUGUAGUUUGUUUAAGGGUCUGAACAAGCAACAGUCAGUCUUACUUACACAUGGUGACAGUAUUGACCAAGUAGCUAAAGGAUUCAAAUCGAUUGCAAGUUCUGGGGAUAUUGUAGCAGGGAUAGCCAAUGAGAAAAUGAAUUUAUAUGGUGUACAGUUUCAUCCAGAAGUAGAUCUAACAGACAAUGGAAGACAGAUGAUUAAAAAUUUCUUAUAUAACGUAGCCAAGUGUGAAGGAAGGUACACCAUGGUAUCUCGGGAAGAAAGUUGUGUAAAAUACAUCAGAGAAACCGCUGGGGAUCAUAAAGUUUUAAUGUUACUGAGUGGUGGAGUUGAUUCGACUGUCUGUGCAGCUUUACUACACAAAGCUCUGAAGGAUGACCAAGUGAUAGCAGUACAUAUAGACAAUGGUUUUAUGAGAAAGAAUGAGAGUAAUCAUGUGGAAGUGUCCUUGAGAGAUAUAGGUCUUGAUGUUAAAGUUAUCCGUUCUGCUCACACCUUCUAUACUGGAAGUACAGCAGUACCUGUUACGCAGUCAGAUGGAACGUCACGGAAACGGAAAACAAGUACACUAAACACAACAGAAAAUCCUGAGGAAAAAAGAAAUAUUAUUGGGGAUACUUUUAUGAAGGUAGCAAAUGAUUUUGUAGAAGAACUAAAUCUCAAGACAGAAGAUGUUUAUUUAGGUCAAGGUACAUUACGACCUGACCUGAUAGAAAGUGCAUCAGAAUUAGCCAGUGGGAAAGCAGACGCUAUUAAAACACACCAUAACGACACAGAAUUAGUACGGGAGUUGAGAAAAAAAGGCAGAGUUGUUGAACCUUUGAAAGAUUUUCAUAAGGACGAGGUCCGGCAGAUUGGGAAAGACUUAGGACUGCCAGAUGAGAUGGUUCAAAGACACCCUUUCCCAGGUCCUGGUUUAGCUAUUCGAGUGAUUUGUGGUGACCAUCCAUACAUGUGUAAAGACUUUGGAGAAACAAGUGUACUACUCAGAUUUAUAGUGGAUUAUGUCAAUGCAUUAAAAACACCACAUUUACUUAUUACGAAAAUAAAAGAUAGCACAACAGAAGAAGAAAGAGAAGAACUGAAAAGAAUAAGUUCUGAGUGUAACUUGACAUCAACAUUACUGCCCAUUAAGACUGUUGGUGUACAGGGUGAUUGUAGAACCUACAGUUAUGUUGUUGGUUUAUCAACAGAUGAGAAACCACCCUGGACAAGUCUGAUGUAUCUUGCCAAGCUCAUCCCACGGAUCUGUCACAAUAUCAACAGGGUUGUGUACAUCUUUGGUGGUAGUGUCAAAUACCCAUUGGAGGAUAUAACACCAACAUACCUCACAAGUGGAGUGCUAAGUACCUUACGACAAGCUGACUAUUUGUGUACAAAAGUAUUAAUAGAAGAAAAAUGUGUUCAUAAACUAAGUCAAAUGCCAGUGAUUAUAACGCCAUUACAUUUUGAUCGGGAUCCUGCUCUGAACCUUCCGUCGUGUCAAAGGUCAAUAGCAAUACGCACAUUCAUUACGAAUGAUUUUAUGACAGGUAUACCAGCAACACCUGGACAGCAUAUUGACACAAAGGUGCUAGAUAGAAUGGUUACAGAGAUUUUAACAGUACCAGGAUUAUCGAGAGUUAUGUAUGAUCUGACAUCCAAGCCUCCUGGUACAACAGAGUGGGAAUAAUAACAUUUGCCAAACUUAUCAUUGUUAAAUCUGGGCUUAGUCUAUAUCAUCAGUUGAGAAAGGAAGUCAUAAAGCAGGGGUUCAAAUUAGUGUGGGUCCGAGGUCCGCGAUCAGUCUUUUCUCAUAGAGGACUUUUCAUUUUUAAAUUUCAAAAGUCAAAGACCUUCCAUUCUUUACACUGAUGCUUGAUACACGACCAUUGAGUUCUCAUGGAGGACCCUUCACUUAAAAUUUCAAAUGGUCCGGGACCUUUCAUUAUUUAAAGCAAAUUUGAACCCCUGCUAAAAAUUUUCUAGAUGCUUCUUGAUACAAAUGUAUAUUUUAAGAGCUACAUAUUGUGAAUACCAGUUAGUUGUUAAGGAUGUACUUAGGUGAGGUUUUGGAAUAAGUGUCAAAUUUUCGGACUUCUUGGUGUUUUUCCAUAUUAUAGAAGGUAAAAUAUUUGCCCCAUAACACCUUUUUAUCUUUUAACAUAAGACUUAAUAGCUCAUAAAAGGUCAUUUGACAAAGUUUAAGCAGAUUCUUGAUUUUCCUCCUUUUGAUUUGAGACCCAAAUAAUACCAAUGCAAAUAUAAGGUAAAAGUCCGAGUCAGCCUUUUCCCGCCAUUUA
Molecule: messenger RNA, 2759 nt
Organism: Mytilus californianus (California mussel)
Lineage: Eukaryota; Metazoa; Mollusca; Bivalvia; Mytilida; Mytilidae
Product: GMP synthase [glutamine-hydrolyzing]-like
Exons: 17
Coding region: 101-2149 (682 amino acids)
Biological process (GO): GMP biosynthetic process
Cellular component (GO): cytosol
Molecular function (GO): GMP synthase (glutamine-hydrolyzing) activity; ATP binding; GMP synthase activity
Source: RefSeq, a predicted model, not a curated record